Messenger RNA from Lolium rigidum, 1263 nucleotides. Its product is annotated as cinnamoyl-CoA reductase-like SNL6. The transcript is spliced from 5 exons. Gene Ontology annotation, biological process: steroid biosynthetic process. The record is from RefSeq and is a predicted model, not a curated record. The coding region runs from base 1 to 1110 and encodes 369 amino acids. NCBI's taxonomy places the organism in Eukaryota, Viridiplantae, Streptophyta, Magnoliopsida, Poales, Poaceae. Gene Ontology annotation, molecular function: 3-beta-hydroxy-Delta5-steroid dehydrogenase (NAD+) activity.
AUGGGCGUCCUGCGGAGCACGCACAGCAUACAGGCCGAGUUGGCGGAGAUGCGCUCCGCGCUGUUCCACGGGGUCGCGCCCGGCUGGCGGCCCACCGGCGACGCGAGGGCCCUCAAGCGCGCGGUCGGCGGGCUGGAGGGCGGCGCCGGCGGCCGCACCGUGUGCGUGACCGGCGGCAUAUCGUUCGUCGGGUUCGCCGUCGUCGAGCGACUCCUCCGCCACGGCUACACCGUGCGCCUCGCCCUCGAGACACAAGAGGACCUUGACAAGCUAAGGGAAAUGGAGAUGUUCGGCAAGGACGACAGGGAUGGGGUGUGGACGGUGAUGGCUAACAUGAUGGAACCCGAAAGCUUGGACCGGGCAUUCGACGGCUGCACUGGCGUGUUCCACACCUCGGCUUUUGUGGAUCCAGGGGGCAUGUCUGGCUACACGAAACAUAUGGCGGCCUUGGAAGCCCAAGCGGCGGAGCGGGUGAUCGAAGCGUGCGUGAGGACGGAGUCCGUCAGGAAGUGCGUGUUCACCUCGUCGCUGCUAGCAUGCGUGUGGAGGGAAAACCACCCUCAUGACACACGGGGUCCUAGCAUCAUCGACGAGAACUGCUGGAGCGACGAGACCUUCUGCCGCGACAAUAAGUUGUGGUUCGCAUAUGGCAAGACGGCAGCGGAGAAGGCGGCCUGGAGGGCGUCCCGGGGAAGCGACCUCAAGCUCGUCACCGUCUGCCCUGCCCUGGUCACCGGGCCGGGGUUCCGCCGUCGCAACUCCACCGCAUCCAUCGCGUACCUCAAAGGAUCUCAAGCCAUGCUAGCCGAAGGCGUCCUGGCGACGGCGAACAUUGAGACCGUCGCCGAGGCCCACCUCCGGGCGUACGAGGCCAUGGACAACAACGCGGCCGGCGGGCGGUACAUGUGCUACGACCGCGUGAUCCGGCGAGCCGAGGAGUUCGCGGAGCUAGAGCGGCAGCUGGGGAUGCCUGGCAGAGCAGCGACCGUGCAGAACGUCGACGACAGGCCGGCGAGGUUCGAGCUCUGCAAACGGAAGCUGGGGAGGCUGAUGUCGUCCAGGAGGAGGUGCACAUACGAGGACUAUUACCCUAUGACCAGGUUCGAGUAGGUUGCUAUAACAAGGCUGGCUGAUGGGGGGUUAAUUUGAAGGCAGUUCAGUGGGUUCGACUAAGUUCUACUUCUACCGCUGCACAUAACAUCGCGCAAGGAACAAAGAAUGAAGAAGGGACUGCCCCGAGUGGUGCAUGCUGCUUCAUGCGGU